Molecule: messenger RNA, 2902 nt
Organism: Sardina pilchardus (European sardine)
Lineage: Eukaryota; Metazoa; Chordata; Actinopteri; Clupeiformes; Clupeidae
Product: PI-PLC X domain-containing protein 1-like
Exons: 8
Coding region: 363-1286 (307 amino acids)
Biological process (GO): lipid metabolic process
Molecular function (GO): phosphoric diester hydrolase activity
Source: RefSeq, a predicted model, not a curated record
UGCAUAAAGGAUAAAUUGUCCAAAUCUGUCAGAUUUCGGGCGAUCCGUUGUCACAUUCUUCUUCGCGAGAUGGCACUUAUUGCCUAGACCAGAGGAUUCGUGGAAUUUAAUAUGGCUAAAUACAAACACGUUAAUCUGAUGUGUCUUAGAAUAAAAAAUGAAACCAGACACGAAUUCAGCAACUUCCUUAAAUGCACAUGUUAUUUCCUGGAGCCUAUUCCUUUCUUUGGUUUAACAUUUUGUUCAGAUGACUCACAUUGAUUUGACGCUGGCUGGGCAAGAUCCGUCCACAAAUAACGAUUUCCCAAAAACUAUAUGGUGAUAUCAAACAAACUGCAGUUGUGUUGUUUUGAUGAAGUAAAAUGGAAAAGCUUGAUCUGCCAGACUGGAUGUCCCAGCUGCCUCCUGAGCUCCAUACAGUUUCCCUGUGGGACCUCGCCAUACCUGGAAGCCAUGACACCAUGAGCUACUGUCUAGACGGCUCGUCCACAUUGGAGCCCAAUGCACCCUGCUGGGUGAAGGUCCUGCAAAACUUCUACCCUCGUCUUGUGGGCCUCAUUGUCAAAAGGUGGACCACUACACAGGAUCUAAGUAUCAUUGAGCAGCUGAAUGCAGGUGUUCGGUAUUUUGAUUUGAGAAUUGCUUGUAAGCCAAAGGAUGUCACUCACACCUUCUACUUUGCCCAUGCACUCUACACCACAGUUACUGUGGAGGAAACCUUAACCGAAGUUGCUCGUUGGUUGGAACACCACCCAAAGGAGGUUGUCAUUCUAGCCUGCUCAUCAUUUGAUGGCUUGUUCCUCAAUGACCAUCAGAGGCUCAUUGCCAAACUGCCACAACUCUUUGGGAAGAAACUCUGCCCUAAAACGGCGUGCCCCUCUCUGCAGCACUGCUGGGAUCAUGAAUACCAAGUGAUCCUCUCCUAUGCCCAUUCAGCAGCUUCUGGCCACCAGGAGCUGUGGCCACAGAUUGACUACUGGUGGUCUCACCAAGACAGGACAUCAGCAAGUGAGGUUAUUAAGUACUUGGAUGACCGUUUGCAGGACGAAGGACGAAGUGAUACCUUCUUCGUCGCUGGUCUGAACCUCACUGAAAAUAACUGCUAUUUGAUAAAACACCUAUUCUUAUCCAUGAGGGAAAUGACUCUUGCUGCUUUUCCAGAGUUACUAGCCUGGGUCAAAAGGCAACACUGUGGUCACAGCAAAGAAUGCAUCAACAUUAUCGCUGCUGAUUUUGUGGGUGUUAAUCAGUUUGUCCAGCUUGUCAUUGAGAUCAAUACAAAAUGAUCAAGUAAUUUUAUUACAGUUUUUUUUCAAUCGCUUACAAGCGUUUGUCCAUUCAUUUGACACAUUUUCAAAACUCUAAACACAGUUAGCACAGCAUCGGCCUUUUGUGGCCAUACCAUUCACACAUUUCAUGUCGUUUUCACACAGUAUGCAGUCAGUAAAUACAUUUCCACAAUGCUUACAUUUUCUUAACAGACAAGCUAUAACUCUUAACAAAAUUAUGGAUCGUUUUUCUAUUAUUUACGAAUGUUAACACACAACAUCCCACAAUAGCAAACACAAUAUUCCAAACCGUAUAAAAACCUCUGCUUCUGCAAUGAUAUCAGUUCAAAAGCAAUAUAUCUCAGCUGAUACAGUAAUAAACAAACAAUUUAAUAAAUGACACACAUGAUGUUGGGUCAAUUGGGCCAACCACAGCCAAUUCCAAUCUGGCUUAGACUCAGUGGCAGGGGUUAUUUUUUUCAUAUGACAUUGAAACAGUAGUAAAAGGAGGACUUUGAGGAGUGAUGUUUUUUGAAACAAAAACAGAAAAAGACAAACACUGUGAUGUCUAUACAAGGAAGAGUAAGAGCAAGGGGCCCAGGAAGAAGGGCAGGCCAAUGAGAGGAGCAGUGCCAGGGAGAAGAGUAGGCCCAAGGAGAGGGCAAGGUAGAGGAGAAUGUGGGAGAAGAGAAUGUGUGGUGGUGGCAUUCGAAGGGCUGCAAGAACAGUCAGUGAUGAAAUGUGUGCCGCUAUCAUUGCCCAUGCAAUCAACCUAGGCCUUUCACUAAGAAAGGCUGGUGAGAAUACAUGUAAAUAUCAGAUGCAAUGUUGAUGACACAGUAAUUUUGUGGGUUUUUUGUUAUCCCCUUUUUACCUGGGCUUUUUGCUGUUGUUUUUUGUUCAGAAUGCUCUUGUUCACUGUAAGCAAUACUGUACAACUUGUUCUGUUCUAUCAUACUGUAAACAGUAUUUCUACUGUACCUCCUGUAUAAACAGUAAAAUAAAAAAUAUAUAAUUUAUAAAUAUCAUAGCCUACCGUAAACAGUAUUUAUACUAGUACCUCCUGAAGUUAAAAAAAAAGAGAUUGGCUUUUAACUAGAAUGCUUUUGUAUGUGAACAUUACAUGUGGACAUACAGUUCCCAACCAAGACAUUUUGUGCAAAAAUGCUGGAUUGCAUGUUUUGCAUGCAAAUACCUGUAAAACUGCAACAUAAAAGUCUAUGCAUUUUUGUAAUGUCAACAAUAGCCAGUAUUUUGAAACCUAUAUACUCUGACUGACUGCAUGUAUCUUGUGAAGUGAAAACAAGUUUUAUUCUUUGACAGAAUGAUUUCAUUUUGAGUCAGAUUUCCAGUGUUUUGGUAGCCUGAUAAACCAGCCUAAAUGGAUUGGAUGUCUAAUUUAGUCUGGCCUCGAUCAAUGGAUACAACGGAACAUUGUUGAUGAGCACAACUCGUUGUCUUUCAAACCGUGUCUGUGCCUAUAGGCCAACGCUCCCUCAAAACCCCGCCCCAGAGCCCUCUGCCCCGCCCGCGUUGAUUCAAAACACAUCUCUGCGUUGUGAUUGGUUUAGUUGCCAUCUGCCAGAUUCAGGGCAGUGUUUUCAAAAUGUUCAAUGGUCCGAGGCCAGACCCAA